Molecule: messenger RNA, 1333 nt
Organism: Trichoplusia ni (cabbage looper)
Lineage: Eukaryota; Metazoa; Arthropoda; Insecta; Lepidoptera; Noctuidae
Product: carbonic anhydrase 1-like
Exons: 9
Coding region: 115-1290 (391 amino acids)
Cellular component (GO): cytoplasm
Molecular function (GO): carbonate dehydratase activity; zinc ion binding
Source: RefSeq, a predicted model, not a curated record
UGUCAAUUCGUAAUUGUAUUUUACGAUUGACGAAUGUGAAAAUAAUAUAGAAAAUAUUCAUUUACAUGGUAAAAUUGAGUUUUGUAGGGAUUACGUGACCUGUUUUUUUAUCGUAUGUUUGACAAAAGGGUAUCAAAGGUUACAAUAUGUUGUUUUCUGUUUAUCUGCAUACAAUCUACGGGAUAUUCAGCUCAAUCUCAAGAUCAGACGAGUUCUAGAACGAACACUCUAUUCGACGAUGCAGAUGACAUACAAAGGCAGCUCGAUAACGAGGCUAGGGACCGGAUCAAGUUCGGACGAGUAAGUUUUAUCGCAAACAAAGGAAGAAGGAUGCAUGUGUUUAAUUCGUUGCAGCCGAAAACUAUUUGGGUGUUUCAUUUUCCGACGCACUAUCCCGAUCAUAAUUCGAUUAUGAACCACGUUGAACAACAGGUUGUGAGGUAUCCUCGAGAAUAUUCAGCAGCGGAAAAGAAAACUGACGAUGAAGACUACGACGAAUCGAUGAUAACACCACCGUUGCCAGCAAGUUCGGAGUGGGAUUACAAUAAUCAAGCGAAAUGGAUAAAACACUUUCCUGAUUGUGGAGGAAAAUCUCAGUCUCCGGUUGACCUGCCAAUAACAGGUCUCAUCAAAGCAAGAGGAGCACGGAAUCUGCUCUUCCAGAAUUAUGAUGUUGAACCAAAAAGUAUGCUUUUGGAAAAUGAUGGCAAAAGAGUGGUCCUUUCGGGCGAAUGGAAGAGCGAACAGCGACCUCUAAUAUACGGCGGGGCAGCUCACAGCCGCCGCUACCUGUUCCACUCCAUGGCCCUCCACCUACCCUCAGAGCACACGGUAGGGGGGCUGCAGUACCCGCUGGAGAGCCAAGCUCUAUACGUGUCAGCUGAGUACAAGGGCGUUGAAGAAGCAUUGGAAGCCUCACCCAGCGAUCCUCAAGCGUUUCUUGCAGUUGCAAAUUUGUAUAAGUAUUCAAACCACACACACAAAGGAAUAGAAGAGAUUCUAUCAUCAGCGAAAAGCCUUAGUAAUAACAGCAAGAAUGUCAGCCUAUCAGCAAAAUGCCUCAGUCAUUUCAACCCGCCUUUCAAGGAAUACGCUUGCUACCAGGGAUCGAUGACCGUGCCUCCAUGCACCGAGUCAGUGCUGUGGCUUAUCAGGGGUAGAGCACUCUCUAUAAUGCGGGAAACGGUAGAAGCAGCCCAAAGUCUAAUGGUUGCCGAAGGAGACCCAAAACACUUGUUCUUCAGAAAUGCUCAACCAUUGAACGAUAGAAAAGUGUUUCUUUUUAACUAAUGUAAAAACGUGUUAUCUAAUACAAGGAUAUCAUCACUGUAAA